AUGGCCGAACAAUUGAUCUUGAAGGGAACCCUCGAGGGCCACAAUGGCUGGGUCACUAGCCUGGCUACCUCCAUGGAGAACCCCAACAUGCUCCUGUCUGCUUCCCGAGACAAGACCCUGAUCAUCUGGAACCUCACCCGCGAUGAGACCCAAUACGGCUACCCCAAGCGAUCUCUCCACGGCCACUCUCACAUCGUCUCCGACUGUGUUAUCUCUUCUGACGGUGCCUACGCUCUGUCUGCCUCUUGGGACAAGACUCUGCGUCUCUGGGAGCUUGCUACUGGAACCACCACUCGACGAUUCGUCGGCCACACCAACGACGUCCUCUCCGUCAGCUUCUCUGCCGACAACCGACAGAUCGUUUCCGGUUCUCGCGACCGAACCAUCAAGCUCUGGAACACCCUCGGUGACUGCAAGUACACCAUCACCGAUAAGGGCCACACCGAGUGGGCUUCUUGCGUUCGCUUCAGCCCCAACCCCCAGAACCCUGUCAUCGUUUCCGCUGGUUGGGACAAGCUUGUCAAGGUUUGGGAGCUCUCCACCUGCAAGCUCCAGACUGACCACAUCGGUCACACCGGCUACAUCAACACCGUCACCAUCUCCCCCGACGGUUCCCUGUGCGCCUCCGGUGGCAAGGACGGUACCACCAUGCUCUGGGAUCUUAACGAGUCCAAGCACCUCUACUCCCUCAACGCCAACGAUGAGAUCCACGCUCUUGUCUUCUCCCCUAACCGAUACUGGCUGUGCGCUGCCACCGCUAGCAGCAUCAUCAUCUUCGAUCUCGAGAAGAAGAGCAAGGUUGAUGAGCUCAAGCCCGAGUUCCCCGCCGCCGGCAAGAAGAGCCGAGAGCCCGAGUGUGUCAGCUUGGCUUGGUCUGCUGAUGGCCAGACUCUGUUCGCUGGUUACACUGACAACAUCAUCCGUGCCUGGGGUGUCAUGUCGAGGGCAUAA
Messenger RNA from Fusarium pseudograminearum CS3096, 951 nucleotides. RefSeq names its product FGB1 (gene FGB1). Gene Ontology annotation, cellular component: nucleus; cytosol. Gene Ontology annotation, molecular function: protein kinase C binding; ribosome binding; translation regulator activity. The record is from RefSeq and is a predicted model, not a curated record. NCBI's taxonomy places the organism in Eukaryota, Fungi, Ascomycota, Sordariomycetes, Hypocreales, Nectriaceae. The transcript has 5 exons. Gene Ontology annotation, biological process: positive regulation of protein phosphorylation; rescue of stalled cytosolic ribosome. The coding region runs from base 1 to 951 and encodes 316 amino acids.